CACAGUGAAAGUAAGAAUGGCUAGAAAAGGUGACACGGCGGCGGAGAGGACAGCAGCCCUUCAGCUCUUUGGGAUCGUUCUGAUGUUGUCAAUGUCGGCAUUAGGAGCAAGUCUAUCGGAACCCGAAACAGAUCGAUGGCCCCUGUGCCUGGGGGAUCCAGCCAACGAGAAUAUUCAUUACUACAUGAAGUACAUCAUAGCUGAAAAGUACGAUCCGCAUAGCGACUCGCCUUGCACCAAACUUGGUGGUACUCCUGCAGACCUGACCAGCCCGUCGAAGCUUGAAUGCGCCCGGAAAGCCUUUCCGCUGAAAGACUUUGUUUGCCUCGAAGGUGAUGGGGAGCGGUCUUCACUCUGUGCAGCCUACGUUAGCAAGGACUACAAGUUGCCGAGCAAAGUGGAGAACGACAAUGAAAUUCAACCGAGCUGUAAGUGCUUUUCUCCAUGGCGGAAUAUCACCAGUUGCGAUUGCCGCCUUCAGCGCUAUGUCGUCUGCGAAUUGCCAGCGGAGCAAGAAUACUAUCAUCCCUUAUCGUCCUCGGAGCCGGGCCCGAGCACAAAGACUGCAUUGUCCUCACGACCCUCUGUCCCCACGGACCUUAGAUUUGCCACCACAAUGGCGGAUAGAUCUGAAGACACGGCACCUGAAGACCGGCCCGCAGUUGUCCAGGAGAUAAGCGAAGCAAACCUUUCCUGGGGGGCACCAGUAUUUCGUGGCGAUAGCAAUCCUGCCAGCAAGUCGAACACUGCAGGAGUCUACGAUGAAGAGCUUCAACGUCACAUGACGUGGGUACUGCCCACAGUGAUUGCGUCGCUAGCCUUGCUAGUGGCGAUCAUCUUGGUUCUCGGUACCGUCCUAUGGAGAUCAACGUCAAGAGCUUCAGCUACGCUAAAUACCCAAGAUGUGGAACGCAAGCAAACGCCCUCGCCCGCUGGUGCUGCUGCUAAGCAACCUGUAGUCAAGAUUGGAAACGGUGCUUCGUCAGCCAACAACCCUCCCAGGCAGACUUCAGACACCAGCAUGCACAGUACUCACACAGAAGAGGUUGCCUGUGAAAUUCCCGGCCAGGCCCUAGAGAAUCCGAUGUACGAACAGAUACCCAUUCCUAUUCAGAUCAAAGCAAGUGUCCCCGUGUAUUUGUGCCCAGCUGAUGAGAGAAUGUAUGCAAAUUCCUCACCAUCCACCAGCGCGACUAAGGCUGCUCCCGAACCACCACCACACAACUCCAGACCUCCUCUAUAGCAUAACCAUGCGUCUGAGGACAUGCAAUUGAAUACGCGACCGUCCGGAAGGAUACCAGGGACAGUCAGAUCUACUAUUGAAUUGUAUGGAUCGGCCGGCCGUUGUCGGGAACUCCCAGGAAGCCAUAAUUCACACUUGAAGUCAUGUAAUUGUACAUCUAUGCGCAUCUGGCAAGGCAUUGAGUGAAACAUUGGAGCAAUCGGCCACUUACAUGUACACUGUACAUUAUGACAACACUUGUAUUAUUAUUUUUGAUUCUUCUUCCUACUGCCAAUUACAGUAUGACUAGUUUUUCAGUUUAUGCUUACAAAACUCUGCACAUGAGUCGUCAAUUCAAAAGGAAUGACCGUUAUGUCCCAUAUGCAUGUGUAGAGUGUAGGUACCCAUCUACUGACCGGGUGGCAUAGUCACCAGCGCAUUAUAGCCUAUACGUUUAGGUACUGUAGAAGAUGCGUGGAAG
Messenger RNA from Sycon ciliatum, 1703 nucleotides. RefSeq lists its product as uncharacterized. The transcript is spliced from 7 exons. Bases 17 to 1243 code for a protein of 408 amino acids. Lineage: Eukaryota; Metazoa; Porifera; Calcarea; Leucosolenida; Sycettidae. The record is from RefSeq and is a predicted model, not a curated record.